Pieris macdunnoughi is the source of this 279-nucleotide messenger RNA. The record is from the annotation of a GenBank genome assembly. Lineage: Eukaryota; Metazoa; Arthropoda; Insecta; Lepidoptera; Pieridae.
AUGCUUCGGAUGUUGGAAAAUGGAAAGCUAUCUGAGGAAAAGACGGAGUCUGACGGCGAAGAUAGCGAUUUUUAUCUAAAUCCUAGGGAUUUGCAGUCUAUUCUUGAAGAAAAUUCGUACAGUGUUGGGGACAGCGGUAUUGGUGAUGUAAUUUUGGGUGACCCAGUUGGAGAUGGUUGCCAAAACCUUGCAGAUACAGAGGAUAUUCCAGAUCCACCUUUGAUCGACGAGGUGCUGAAUGUAGUACGCCCAGUUCCACAAAUAUGGGUAGAAAUUUAA